ACAUUCAAAGUUGGGUCUUAUCUGAGAAAGUAGCAGGGAUUGACAGCCCCUUCUCUUCCCCCAGUGCUGGCCAGAGUUACAGAAGGUGGACUGUAAACACUGGCAAAUAUUGACAGAAGUCAAGGUCAUGGCAAGACCAUUUGGCCCACGUCUGUUGGGGAAGUAUAAACCCACGGUUCAAAAAGACUGGUCAACUGGAUUUGCAUUCCCAGAAACCAGGACAUUUCUGAAACUGAGUUUUAAAACUGGCAGCUCUUUUGCCAUCCCUUUGUAUUUUCGCAGUCUCUCCCUAUGCCAGCUUUCUUACAGCUGUUCAGAUUUCCUGUUGUAAUUUUUUUUUUCCUUUUUCUCCAGGGAGGGGAAAUCAGUAUUACCUCUUCUCUAGAAAGGAGGUGGUUGGGCUGGUCUUAAGCGUGUUAGAUCUUUUUUGAUUCAAACCAGGUGUCUGGGCUGGGUGAAUUCCAGCCUGGGGUGAGGACUUUGAUCACCAGAUGUUUUAUUGGUGUGCAUGCUGCCUCGUGGUUGCCUGGCUGGUUUCUGCUUCAAAUGCAGAGCACUGUCCAGAACUUCCUCCAGUGGACAACAGCAUAUUUGUUGCAAAAGAGGUGGAUGGACAGAUUCUGGGCACUUACGUUUGUAUCAAGGGCUACCACCUUGUAGGAAAGAAGACCCUUUUCUGCAAUGCCUCUAAGGAGUGGGAUAACACCACCACUGAGUGCUGCUUGGGCCACUGUCCUGACCCCGUACUGGUGAAUGGCGAAGUCUAUUCUUCCGGGCCUGUGAAUGUAAGUGACAAAAUCACAUUUAAGUGCAGUGAUCAUUACAUCCUCAAGGGCAGCAAUUGGAGCCAGUGUCUAGAGGACCACACCUGGGCACCUCCCUUUCCCAUCUGCAAAAGUAGAGACUGUGGCCCUCCUGGGAAUCCAGCUCAUGGCUAUUUUGAAGGAAAUAAUUUCACCUUAGGAUCCACCGUUAGUUAUCACUGUGAAGACAGGUACUACUUAGUGGGCACACAGCAGCAGCAGUGCAUUGAUGGGGAGUGGAGCAGUGUACCUCCAGUCUGCAAGUUGAUCCAGGAAGCUCCCAAACCAGAGUAUGAGAAGGCAUUUCUUGCCUUUCAGGAGAGUGAGGACCUCUGCAAAGCCAUAGAGAACUUUAUACAACAAUUAAAUGAAAGUGAUAUGACAAUGGAAGAGCUAAAAUAUUCUCUGGAGCUGAAGAAAAGGUAGAAGAAAUAAGAAUCCUAUGGCUUUCUAUCAAGACGUCAUACAGAGCUGGUGUGACAAGCUUCUUCCACCUCUUAUUCUGACUGCUACCUGAAACACAUAGGAUAUCUGGAUAAAACACAACCAAAAUACACAAGCCAGCUUGAAAUAAUGGAAAAUCGCUAGGUAGAGUUAGAAAGGGGAAUAAGAGAUGGACUCUUGAGUACCCCAGUGUCUGCUAAUAGACACAAGACAUGUACACAUAUAGCAUUACUUUAGAGGGGAUAGGAUGAACUAAACACUUUUCAGACAAUUGUGGGCUAUGAGAGCUCAGAUGAGAGGAGGUUCACUUCUGAUGGGAGGAGGAGGCAGGAAUAUUGUCAAGGAAGAAGUCAUAGUUAUUUGGGCCUUCAAAACUGAGUGAGAAUUAGAGACAAAGAUUAGGGAGCACAUUCCGGGUGGAAAGAAUAUUCGAGAAAUGGAGUGAGACAAAAAUAAGAUUUUUAACCAAGUAAAUUUAUUCCUAGGAUUAAUCUAACUGGAACGAAAUGAUUUGAAAUUGAAGCUACUUCUUACAUAUAUGUCUAUCUGGGAGGAUCUUAUGAGCAUUUGAAAUGUCCAUUCUUAGGAAAAUUUUUAGAAAGUUAUGGUACUUCAAAUAUAAUACAGACUUACACAGUGAUAAUUAUGAGGAAGUAGAAAAUCUUAAAAAUGUAAUCUUAAGUAAAAAUAGAAUAUUUAAUAACAAGGGCUUAUGACUGCAUUUAUGCAAAACCUUUAUUCUUGUGGGAAGGUGCUAGACAAUGAUAGGCAAAGAUAAAAAACAAUUGUCUUAGAGUGGUGUAAUUAUAGGUGUUUAUUCUCUUACGGCUUUUUAGUGUUGUAAAAUGAAUUUCAAAUAAUAAUACAUUUAGAAGGCGCAACACAGAGGCAGAAAAAUCGGCUAUGUUUACGAACUUGCACAUAGCCUGGUUGGCCUAGAUGAGGCAUAGAAAGUGGUGAGAGAGAAGGCGGCUGGAAAGAGAAGUCAGAGUCAGUUUACGGAGGGAUCUGAAUGACAUGCUGGAGAAUAUCCACUUGUCUUUGGUAGGCAGAGAAUAUAUACUUGCUUUUGGCAGGCGGACCCUGGAGACAUGGAAGCCUUUCAAACAAGGAAGUAAUAGGAUAUACAUAAAUAUUUCUCUCACAAUGUUGGUUGCAGUAUUGGUUGAUGAGGGAAAAGAAGUAAGACAGAGAAGCCAAUGAAAGGGCUCCUACAAUAGUCCAUACGGGAGGCACUUUCAACCCAAACCAGUCUGACAGCAGCAGAAAUGAAAAAGCAGCAGAGACAUGAGAGACAUUGCAAAACUUGUAUCAAAACAACCUGUCAACAAUUGAACACUGAAGGGUGAGGGAAAUGAGGAGUUAAAAAGUGGAUCUGAAAUUUUAUUCCUGAGAAUCAGUGGUCAAAAACAAGUUGGGGUCAGAAAGUGAAGCUUGUUAGCAGGAAAUGAGAAAUUCCUCUUUGGAUGUGCUGAGGGUGACGUGAUUGCAAGAUGUCCAGUGGGCAAUAAUAAUAAUAAUAAAACCAGAAAGCAAGUCUUGAGUUUGGGAGAGUAAUCAGAAAUAAAAAUGUAGUGCCAGCUAGUCUUCUUGCUGGUAAUAGUUCAAGCUGUGACAGAAAGGAAGAUCAUUAAAAUUACAAAGCGAUUUUUUUUUUAAAGAGGAGCCUGAGAUAUAUCUAUAUUUAGGAAUGAAGGGGAGGAAGAGGAGGUAACAGUAACUAAGAAAGAGAAAUUAGGUAAGAGAAUCAGGAAAGUUUACUGCCAUGGAAGCCAAAGGACAAGAGAGUUUCAAAAAGGAAAAGGUCAGCAGUGACAAAGGUUGCAGACAGAUCAUAAAGAAAUUUAUUAAAGAUAUUUUGGACUUGGACCUAAGGGCAUGCCUCAGAGAGACCUGUCAGUAGAAGAGUGGGUAGAAGCCAGAUGGGAAAGCAACAGGCGGAGCGAUGAAUGAGAAAGAAUAGGCAGAUGGAAGGCAGGGCACGGUGGCUCACGCCUGUAAUCCCAGCACUUUGGGAGGCCGAGGCAGGUGGAUCAUGAGGUCAAGAAAUCAAGACCAUCCUGGUCAACAUGGUGAAAACCCGUCUCUACUAAAAAUACAAAAAAUUAGCUGGGCAUGGUGGCGCAUGCCUGUAAUCCCAGCUGCUCAGGAGGCUGAGGCAGGACAAUUGUCCGAACCUAGGAAGUGGAGGUUGCAGUGAGCCGAGGUCAUGCCAUUGCCCUCCAGCCUGGGGAACAAGAGCGAAACUCCAUCUCAAAAAAAAAAAAAAAAAAAAAAGAAUAGGCAGAUGGAAUAGGCUACACCUGUGAGAAGUUCAGCCUCAUGCUAAAGAAGAACGACGGAAUUUGAGGUACUCGCAAAAUUGAAGCAGCAUUUCAGGAUGAGGGAUGCAUUGAAAAUGAGGCAGGCAAAGAAGAAACAAUUCUCCCCCGAAGGAGGAGUGAAUGGGGGGAAAAUCUGACAUCGAUGAAGCUAAGGGAGAAUGACUUUUAGUAAAGUAGGAGGCAAGGGCAUCUGCUGAGAGGGAACAUGACAAUUUGGUGACCUGGAGAGAAAAAUCUGCAAGAAUCAUUGUGGAAAGUAAAUGAAAGACUUCAGUACAUUGGGAAAUGUUACUUUAAAGACAUACCAGCUUUAAAGGUGAUAUUUCUUCCUAUUUAGCUCUUAAGACUGUGCAAUCUGGAAUCCUCCUCUGUUCACUCUCGUCAAAUCAGUGUCUCACCUUGGUGACUAGCAAAUGGUUUCUUUACAUCUAAUGUCCUUACCACUUUUAUCUCAUAAUUUCUACCUUUUAUUCAAAUUUCACAUCUUCUGUAAAACCUUCCUUGAUUAACUCAAUCUGUUGUAGUUUAGCUCCUUUUCUGAAACUCUUCUGGGACUUUUAGUAUUUAUUACAGAAAAAAAUGAAGUUCUCAGAAUCGUCUUUUAACAGCAAUCUUCUGAGCACACAAAUCUUAAGCUUGAGGAUUAGUAGCUUAAUCGGACAAUGUCAGUGCUUGUGGCCUUUUUAGACCUAUGUGGUAAGAAACAUGGCCAAUCCUUCAUUGUGUUCUUCUGAGCAUCACUGGAUAGAUCAACUUCUGGAGGCCGUCUGAUGCCUGACACGUAGUAGUAGUCAACAUUUGCUGAACUCUGAAUACGUUCUAGAUAACUCAGCACAUAUUGGAAACCCAAUACGUGUUUGAUAAAUUCCCCACCUUUUGUAAUUCUUUGGGGUGGGACAGAGAUGAGCUCUGGGCAAGAACAUCGGCUCCCAAACUCCAGGAAAGCACGCCUAGUGUCAUUCAAAGUGGAUCUUUUUUUUUUUUUUUUUUUUUUGAGACAGAGUUUCGCUCUUGUUACCCAGACUGGAGUGCAAUGGCGCGAUCUUGGCUCACUGUAACCUCUGCCUCCUGGGUUCAGGCAAUUCUCCUGCUUCAGCCUCCUGAGUAGCUGGGAUUAUAGGUGCAUGCCACCAUGCCCAGCUAACUUUUUGUAUUUCUAGUAGAGACAGGGUUUUACCAUGUUGACCAGGAUGGUCUCGAUCUCUUGACCUCGUGAUCCACCCACCUCGGCCUCCCAAAGUGCUG
Molecule: messenger RNA, 4816 nt
Organism: Callithrix jacchus (white-tufted-ear marmoset)
Lineage: Eukaryota; Metazoa; Chordata; Mammalia; Primates; Cebidae
Gene: C4BPB
Product: complement component 4 binding protein beta
Source: RefSeq, a predicted model, not a curated record